GUCUGCAGAGAAUUCUUUCAAGCAUUAGAGGCCUGUCACCAGAAUGGAUGGGCGAAAUGGACAGGGGGCUGCAACGGUGUCAAGCACGAGUUGAACAUGUGUCUUCGCAAAGAGCGUACCGACCGGGCAUCAAAGAACCGUGAGGAAGCCAAGGCUCGCCGCCAGAAGACCGAACAAGCCUGGAAAGAGUUACAUGAG
This is a messenger RNA of Gloeophyllum trabeum ATCC 11539, 198 nucleotides long. RefSeq lists its product as uncharacterized. The annotation marks the transcript as partial. Lineage: Eukaryota; Fungi; Basidiomycota; Agaricomycetes; Gloeophyllales; Gloeophyllaceae. The transcript is spliced from 2 exons. The record is from RefSeq and is a predicted model, not a curated record.